AUGCUUUUGUGUGGAGGAAGUUGCUUGCUGCUAUGGCGCAAAGUGGUGUGUGUGGGAUUGAGAGAGCAAGGCUGUGGAGAGAUGGAGGAGGAGUUUGUGCUUCUUUGAAGAAUCGACCAUGGCCAUUGUCUCGUUUGAGAAGAUUUAAGAUUUCUUUGGUAGCAGCAGCAGCAGCUACUGGCGAGGAGGCCCUGAUUGAUGCGUUGGUUGGAGUUGGAGGGCGAGGCCGGAGUGCAAGCCAAGAACAACUCAAGGCAAUUGCGAAUGCUGUGACAGCACUUGAGUCGGAAGGAGGCAUCGAAGAACCUACAAAGUCGGAGUUGAUCGAAGGCCUAUGGAGAUUAAUGUACACAACAAGGCCCAGCACUGCAUCCCCGAUUCAAAGGACUUUUGUGGGAGUGGAUGCAUUUACAGUUUUCCAAGACAUCAAACUCAGCGAUCGCAGUGAUCAAAGAGUGUCAAACACUGUAAAGUUUUCUGAGAAAAUUGGUGAGCUCAAAGUGGAGGCCGAAGCCUCAGUUGCUAGCUCCAAAAGGAUCAACUUUCGUUUCGACCGGGCCGCAUUCUCUUUCUCGUUCCUUCCAUUCAAAGUUCCAUACCCGGUUCCUUUCCGUUUGCUGGGCGACGAGGCCAAAGGAUGGCUCGACACAACUUAUCUCUCUCCCUCUGGAAAUAUUCGAAUCUCAAGAGGCAACAAGGGGACAACCUUUGUCCUGCAAAAGACCUUGGACCCUCGACAGCGGCUGCUUGCAGCUAUAUCCUCAAAAAAGGACGUUGAAAAGGUGAUUGAAGAGCUGGUUGAGCUCAACUCGACCGAGUCCCCGGCAGAACUGGAUGCAUUGGCAGGGAAGUGGAGACUAGUUUGGAGCUCACAAGGCAGCGACGCAAACUGGCUGCAAAAACUCACGUCGGGCCUCCCAAGCUGGCAAAUUGUUAAAGCAGCAAGCGGCGAUCUCGAAAAUCUGGUAGAGCUGCUGCCCGGAUUUCUGAGCCUGAAAGCCAGAGCAACGUCAGAAGCCACCUCCAAAACGCGGCGUCAUGUACGGAUACAAGGCGCGGCCGUACAGCUGUUGGGCGGAUCGGUUUCGGUUCCUCUCAACAUCGAAGGCGCCGGCUACGUAGAGCUGACGUAUCUGGACAAGAGGAUGAGAAUUAGCAGAGGGAACAGAGGGAGCACAUUCGUGCACGUCCGCGACGACGACCAGAAUUGAUCCAUUAUAUGUUUUUGAUUGAUUGAUUGAAUUGAUUGACAACAACAACGAACGA
Molecule: messenger RNA, 1266 nt
Organism: Selaginella moellendorffii
Lineage: Eukaryota; Viridiplantae; Streptophyta; Lycopodiopsida; Selaginellales; Selaginellaceae
Product: probable plastid-lipid-associated protein 12, chloroplastic
Exons: 11
Coding region: 33-1211 (392 amino acids)
Source: RefSeq, a predicted model, not a curated record